CUUCCGGCAUACGUAACACCGAGACUUGACAGUUCGAUUAAGCAAAGCACAUCAAGCAAUCGAAAUUUCUCGUUUACAGCGAUAUUCUGAACAUAGAAGAGUAUAUUCACAUAUCUGUCAUCCUACUAUUAUACUCGAAAAUGCCUGCAGAUUUUGUUGGUUUCUUCAAAGACUUCAUGGCCGGCGGUAUUUCAGCGGCAAUCGCGAAGACCGCCGUUGCGCCAAUUGAACGUGUGAAGCUGCUGCUACAACUUCAGAAGGCGUCGAAGCAAAUUUCGGCAGACACAGAAUAUAAGGGAAUUAUUGACACUCUUCUGCGAAUUCCAAAAGAACAAGGAUUUUUAAGUUAUUGGCGAGGAAAUCUCGCUAAUGUGCUUCGGUAUUUCCCAACCCAGGCGCUCAAUUUUGCUUUUAAAGAUGUGUACAAAAAAACGUUUAUGGGUGGCAUAGACAAAAACACCCAGUUUUGGAGGUACUUUGCUGGUAAUUUAGCAGCUGGAGGAGCUGCCGGGGCAUCAUCAUUGUGCUUUGUGUACCCAUUGGAUUAUGGCAGAACCAGAUUGGGGGUGGACGUGGGGAAAGGGCCGGGCGAACGAUUGUACCAUGGUCUCAUUGAUUGCUUAACAAAGACCGUCAAGUCUGAUGGAAUUGUUGGCUUGUAUAGAGGCUUUCUUGUCUCAGUGCAAGGCAUCAUCAUUUAUCGCGCGACUUAUUUCGGGUUCUUCGAUACAGCCAAGAGUAUGCUCCCAGAUCCGAAGAACACGCCGUUCUUGAUCUCAUUUUUGAUUGCACAGUGCGUGACUACCUUUGCGGGAUUUACAUCGUAUCCCUUCGACACUGUCAGACGUCGCAUGAUGAUGCAAUCAGGACGCGCGAAGGAGGAUAUGAUGUAUAAGAAUACCAUGGACUGUUGGAGGAAGAUCUUCAAAGAUGAAGGUGCACGUGCCUUCUACAAAGGCGCAUUUUCGAACAUUCUUCGAGGCACUGGCGGCGCCUUAGUACUUGUGUUCUACGAUGAAUUCAAGAAACUUUUUGGAUAAUUUCUAGUAACAGGUAUUUAAGGAUUUGCUUAUCUUCUAUUUCAGUCUGUGCAUCUUGGUCACUCUGCAGUUUCAAUGUGCGGGUAUUUGCCAUUGUUGUUUUCAGUUUAGGUCACUGGAGUUCAGGUUUCGUGCUGUGUGGAUUGUAUAAUUUUGUGCGUUUGUUCUGUUGAUAGGUUUUUGCAGCCCAUGCGUCGGCGCGUUUAGUCACAAAGUCAAGAAGUUCCUUUAUAAUCAGAUUUUUCUGUGAUGAUUUGAUUUGUGAUUUAAUAUACUUGAUGGAAAUUA
Messenger RNA from Dalotia coriaria, 1328 nucleotides. Its product is annotated as ADP,ATP carrier protein 1-like. Lineage: Eukaryota; Metazoa; Arthropoda; Insecta; Coleoptera; Staphylinidae. Gene Ontology annotation, cellular component: mitochondrial inner membrane. Gene Ontology annotation, biological process: mitochondrial ATP transmembrane transport; mitochondrial ADP transmembrane transport. Gene Ontology annotation, molecular function: ATP:ADP antiporter activity. The transcript is spliced from 4 exons. Bases 141 to 1040 code for a protein of 299 amino acids. The record is from RefSeq and is a predicted model, not a curated record.